CUAGCCAAGUCCCGGGGAUUCGAUCAUACGGUAGUAGUCGCUCGGCAGUGGUCCAUUGCGCGUAAAAGACCUGCCAAGAUCCACGGUUACGGAUGUCACUUAGCUCGUUAUACGAUUCUAUCGUAUCAGUUCAGUGAUCCUGAAACGGUGCAUCGGUUACCCAGGGAUUCAGCUUAAAAUCCUGAUCGAAUCGGAGUUUGAUGAUCAAUGAUAAUUUAUACGGUGAUGAUACGUGGAGAAGUAGCUGUCGUAGGGAUGAAGGUCGCGGGAUGAUAGAGAAGAAAUCUUCCACGAUCUUCCUCGUGCCCAGAGGAAGGCUCUACAGGAAUUCUUAAAGCGACGUGUUGCACCAGAUCAACGAAUAAUGACGUUGGGGCAACGUAUAUCUGGGGCCGUCGCGGUCCUCAGGGGCACUUCGGAAGUUAAAGCUACCACAUCAACUUCCGACGAGAUCGAGAAGAUAACUACCGUGGACGAGGAGAAAGUUCGUCAACAGGCGUCGCCACUCGACAGACUGCAGGCAGUGGUUGACUGGAUGGGGGAGAACAUGCUUCUGAUCCUUACGAUUGCCAGCGUCUUGGUGGGUCUCAUCCUUGGAUUCCUUGGUCGGUUAAUCAAUCCAUCACCGCAGACCAUUACUCUUGUCAGUUUUCCCGGGGAACUUCUGAUGCGAUUAUUGAAGAUGUUCAUAUUACCGCUUAUUGUUUCUUCGCUUAUCGCCGGGAUGGCACAAUUGGACGCUAGAAGUUCAGGAAGAAUGGGGUUCAGGGCAUUAGCAUAUUACACAGUGACCACCAUUCUAGCUGCUAUAGUCGGUAUCCUGAUGGUGAUAAUGAUCCAUCCUGGUGAUCCUAGGAUCAAGAUCACUAUAAAUGCACCCAAGGCGGAGGACACUAAAGUUUCUACCUUGGAUGCUAUUCUUGACAUAGUUAGAAACAUGGUGCCGGAAAACUUGGUACAGGCGUGCUUCCAGCAGGCACAGACCGCUUACGUGAAGAAGAAGGUGAUAAUCGUAGGUAGCGCGAAUCAAAGCGAUUUCAUCCUGGAACCAACGUUGAUCUACAAGGACGGGACGAAUGUGAUGGGCAUGAUAGUGUUCUGUAUCACUUUCGGUCUUCUAGCGGGACAAAUUGGUUCUCGAGGAAAACUGAUGGUCGACUUCUUCGUGGUACUGAACGAAAUAAUCAUGCAGCUCGUCGGUAUCAUUGUGAUGUGGUACUCUCCGUUCGGAAUCAUGUGUCUGAUAGCUGGAAAGAUAAUGUCGAUCGCUAAUCUGGCAGCGACUGCACAAAUGUUGGGUCUGUAUAUGGUGACAGUUAUCCUGGGAUUAUUAAUUCACGCUGUAAUCACUCUGCCGGCGAUAUUUUGGUUUUUGACUCGACAAAAUCCAGCCGUCUUCUUCAAAGGUAUGAUGCAGGCUUGGGUUACAGCCUUGGGAACAGCGUCGAGUGCUGCAACUUUGCCAAUAACUUUCCGUUGCCUGGAAGAAAAUAAUAAAAUCGAUCCAAGAGUGACACGAUUUGUAGUAGCUGUAGGAGCUACGGUGAACAUGGAUGGAACGGCUCUCUACGAAGCCGUUGCUGCGAUUUUCAUUGCUCAAAUGAAUGGAAUCUCGUUGGGAAUAGGCGAAGUUAUAACAGUCAGUCUUACGGCCACCUUGGCGAGUAUAGGGGCAGCGAGUAUUCCCAGUGCCGCCCUGAUUACCAUGUUGAUCGUCCUUACUGCACUGGGUUUGCCCACUGACGAUGUUUCUUUAUUGUUUGCAGUCGAUUGGUUGUUGGAUCGAAUCAGGACUUCGAUAAACGUCUUGGGCGAUGGAUACGGAGCUGGAAUAGUUUAUCAUUUGAGCAAAAAGGAACUGGAUAAAAUGGAUCAAGAAAGGAAGCUAGAAGGCCUUGAAACUGGGACACCUCUGCAGGAUAUCUCGGAUAAUUGUCAGUGCGAAAGUACACCUGUCCCUGAGCAAAGUUCUGAAACAAAGAUUUAAUUCGUUGGAAUGUUAACCCCCUUCAAUUUCUCGAAUAACGAUAUAAUAGAAAAUUAUGCUCACUUCAGCGGUGACCAGAUUCAAUUGUUACGACGCGACGGCGCUUAACAAAAUUUAUCUCUUCACUGCCAAUAUAGUUUUUUUGGAGUCGCGAUUUGUAUAUUUAUUUGAUGUAUUGGAAUUUGAUGAAUUUUCUUUUUAAAUAACUGGUAAAAUAGUACAAAAAUUGCAAAAACAUGUGAGCAUGUCAAGUACAAAGCAAUAUAUGAUUAUCGAUCGUUCCUUCGAGUUAUAACAAGAAAUACAUUAUUUUAUGUACUGAUUUGAAAACGAUAUUGUACAAAGGAUUAAACGUAAGAAAUUUUAUUUUUGAAUUGAAAUGUUUAACUCGAUGCGAAAUAAAUAUGUUAUCGUUUAUUUACGUUCAUAGUUAAAUAAAGAAGGGAUUAAAGCGUUUCGUUAGAACAAUGCUUUAACCAAUUAACAAAUUUA
Osmia lignaria (orchard mason bee) is the source of this 2479-nucleotide messenger RNA. It is a transcript of the gene Eaat-2, whose product is annotated as excitatory amino acid transporter 2. NCBI's taxonomy places the organism in Eukaryota, Metazoa, Arthropoda, Insecta, Hymenoptera, Megachilidae. Gene Ontology annotation, molecular function: L-glutamate transmembrane transporter activity; glutamate:sodium symporter activity; neutral L-amino acid transmembrane transporter activity. Gene Ontology annotation, cellular component: plasma membrane. Gene Ontology annotation, biological process: L-glutamate transmembrane transport. The record is from RefSeq and is a predicted model, not a curated record.